Messenger RNA from Alternaria novae-zelandiae, 1005 nucleotides. RefSeq lists its product as uncharacterized. The record is from RefSeq and is a predicted model, not a curated record. The transcript has a single exon. Bases 1 to 1005 code for a protein of 334 amino acids. Lineage: Eukaryota; Fungi; Ascomycota; Dothideomycetes; Pleosporales; Pleosporaceae.
AUGCCGACAGAUUGCGUGUCCUCAAGCUCUACGCGGUCGCUUCAGCUUGAACCGAAGGGCGACCGUAUUUCUAAGCGACAAGUCGACUCGAUUAUCUCUCAGAUAACAUCUGAAGUUGGCGGUGUACCAUCCGAUACCCCAGAAUACGUGGACACAUCAGUAUUUACAGCACCCCCCGCGGCUCUAUCGACGCAGGUAAUCGUCUCCACGGUGACGCCGACUGCUUACGGUGGAAUACCUGAUGUCGUUACAGUCAUCAAAACUUUUACACCUUCAGAAACCCCUCUCCCAUCCGAAACUGGGUCGACUGCUUCUUCGGUAGCUUCUGAGCUGGUACCUCCCAGCUCAACCGCAAGCUCGCCGAUCUCGAGCACGGAAAGCAGCGACGGCGCGUCAGCCACACAGUCAUCAGACGGCAAUGAGCCGACAGCGGCGUCACAGGACAACGGCAGCGGUAGUUCAGGGCUAGGAGGCGGCGCAAUCGCUGGAAUAGCUAUUGCAGCUGUCCUCGUUAUCGCGGUCAUCGGUGGCUGGUUCUUCUGGCGGCGGAGGAAACGCAUAAGAGCGAAGCCUACAAGCACUGAAAUUACUGCGCACAUCGCAGGAAACGGAGACGGAGCCGGAGAAAGAGGCAUACCAGAGCUCGAUACAAAAGAGCGGCCGCAAGAAAUGCCGGGAAGUCAUCAAGUACAAUCACAAGAGCUGGAUCCCACGCAGUACACCAAAUACGCGAUGAAUGGAUCUCAUGAGCUCAAGACCGAGCCUGAGUCGGCUGAGCUGUUGAACGGCCCGGACGAACAUACAGCGCCAGUGCCUUAUCACGUUCAGCAAACACCCGCUGAUGAAACAACGGAGAUUAGGGACACGACUGAGGCAACGAGUGAUUCGUUGUCAUCUAACGUUGAAGCGCAACGGCGAAGAGAGAUGGAAUGGCUAGAAAUGGAGGGGGAAAGGAUACGGAAGCGGCGCGAAUUACUUGCGGCGCAAGGAAGUGCGAAGAGUUGA